CGCGCGUAUAUAAAGAGCUAGUGGUCGGCCGUGAAGCCUUACACUUGAUCUGUUUGCAAGACAACCGAGAGUCUAUUGCCAGAAUAAUGCAGGCCCUGACCGUCGCUCUCUUCCUCGGCCUUCUGGCCUUCGCCGCCGCUGGCUUCCUCGGCCACGGAUACGGCCACGGAUACGGCCAUGGCUACGGCCACGGCCACGGCUACGGCAAGGCUUACGUCGCCAACUCCGCUGUGACCUGGUCCAUCACCCCCUCCGCCCUCGGCGGAUACGGUCACGGUGGAUACGGCGGAUACGGCCACGGCUAUGGCCAUGGAUACGGGCACGGAUACGGACAUGGAGCUGUGCUCCUCGGCUAUGGUCACGGAUACGGCCAUGGCUACGGCCACGGCUAUGGUCAUGGUUACGGCUACUGAGGCUUCGGCGAGCUCUACGGUG
Messenger RNA from Rhipicephalus sanguineus (brown dog tick), 435 nucleotides. Its product is annotated as keratin-associated protein 6-2. Bases 87 to 413 code for a protein of 108 amino acids. Lineage: Eukaryota; Metazoa; Arthropoda; Arachnida; Ixodida; Ixodidae. The record is from RefSeq and is a predicted model, not a curated record. The transcript is spliced from 2 exons.